UUGGCGUUUGUUAUUAUAUACAUGCGCAACUAAUUAUCCUUAUUUACAAUUGUUUCGCGAGCAUUGACCCUCAAGCGCUGUCGGGGAGGAGGGAGGGUUGAUGCUGAUGUCACGUUCUGGUGGCGUCUCCUGCAGCAGCAGCAGCAUCAGCAGCAACAUCAGCAGCAUCAGCAGCAGCAGCACGGGGUCACUGAGGUCGCGAGGCGCAGUGUGUCACGCAGUGUGAUGAAGCGUGCGAUGACCCAGAAGAAGCAUGGGCACAGCCCGCGUCGCUCAGCUCGGUGUUGCCGCCGCGCUUCUCCUGUCGCUCCUGGCAGCGCGCGCUGCCCCUCUGCCCGUCGCCUCCUCCGUGCCAUCGUCAUCUUCUCCCUCGUCCUCUUCAUCCACCUCGUCGGAGCCGUGCAUAUCGGCCGAUCUGCACAAGGUCAUCCGCGGCAACAUGGGGCUGCUGCAGUUUAACGCGGAUCGGGUUCUGCGGGCAUUCAAAGGGAUGGCCGACGUCGAGAUCUCGGAGCACGUGGCCGUCCUCUCCGCGGCGGAGCCUUGCGUGCGGCGGGCGGAGGCGGUCCCGUCGCCGUCCCACCUGAGCGGCGCCUUCGCGCUGUACAGCGCGCUCAUCGCCACGCUGUGCGAGCGGGCGCACCUGCCCGACGGCUCCGAGGUGCGCGUCGUCUGCCGCGCCGUCGUGGCGCUGCUGGAGGACACGCCGUUCCCGCCCCCCCGCAGCGGGGAGGAGCAGGGCGAUGUGGAGGCGGCGGCGGCGGAGGUGACGACGGCGGUGGGAAGGAAGGAGGGUGAGCAGCAGCAGCAGACGGAAAAUAAGACGGUGAAGGCACAGAGCGGUGGCGAGAGCGCAAAUGACUCCGUGGUGGUCGCGACGGAGGCUCCGGGAGUCGGGAAUCGGACGGAGACGGCGGCAGCGUGGGUGGCCGGCACCAGCGCGGCAUCGACGGCGCCCACGCUGAAUCAUUUAAGAGGGGAACAAUAUACUGAGGCCGGGAUCGCGGACGUGAGGAACGUCACUGCGACUUCCGAAGAGGAGCAGUGGCGGCGAACAAAUCAUCAUCAGCAGCAGCGGCGGCGGCGGCCGCAAGCGGAUGAUAAACACUCGGAGGUGGAGAAGCAUCGGAAGGAGGAGGUGGAAAAGGAGGAGGCGGACGAGAAGUCUCAAUCACGUUGGCCUUGUUUGCCAUCGCACGUGAAACACGCGACCUCGUUGCACGGAUCCUCUGACAGCCGCAUCGUGAUGUUCGCCCUCUUCCAGAGGUUCCAGCAGUUCCUGACAGAGGUCUCCAAGCGCCUCUACGUGUGCCGGCCAUGACCGUUGGUGGGGGAGACUCCUUUCUCCUACUUCUGGCUCUGAUUUCACACUUUCAAUGCUCGACCUUUGACUCGAUCCCUGACCAUGAUGAUUCUUUCUGCACUCCACCGCGACCGCUGCUACCGCGUCAGACAUGACGGAACGGUGUGCGGGGGAACAGUUGUCGUGAUGAUGGAGAGUCUUCUUAGGCCUGCUGCUUAAGGGACAAUUGGUGGACGUGGGUUGUGGCAGGAGAGGGAUCAGGUUUUUAUUUUUUAUUAAGGAGGCCAGGACUUAGAGAUUAAGACUUAUCCCAGAUUCAAAACUGAGGGUCUAUCCAGGAUCUGCAGUUGAGGAUCGAUGCGGGAUCCAGGGCUGAGAAUCUAUCGAGGAUUGAAAGUCUAUCCAGAAUCCAGAGAUGACAGUCUAUGCAGUAUCUUCAUCAUCAUUGGCGGCACCAGAAUCGGAAGAAUGAGCAGAGACCACGCGGCUUGGACCUGCGUUCUCACCCCGGCCUUCCACACCGGCGAUCACGUGACUUUUUCAAGCGUUGCAUUUUUUUUUUUACCAAUUUUUAUAACGCGACUGGCGGAGUGGCACUGGGAGUGGCCGUGAAUGUGGACAUGAGAGGGGGGGGAGUGGACACGAGCCCUGUCUUUUAAACAAAUAAAUGCUGCCUGGAUUGCGUGGAAUCGUGAAAAAAGCCAGUGUCUGUAAAAUAAGACAUUUCUGUUUUAAAGUGAACUGAACCAAACUAAACAAAGCUCACAAAAAGUAAGGAAAGCUGCCAUUUAGCGGCACAAGAGAGGCUCGGUGCAGCCCAGACUUUUGCACGAUCUUACGAGAGCUCGUAAGAGUUUAGCAAGAUCCCAUUAUUAUCUAUUGUUUAUGGUCCACAUAUAUUUUUUAUAAAAGACAUAUUCUCAUUAAAAGAAAGACUGACCAAUAAUAAAAUAAUAAUACAGAGAAACGAACUGAAGACGGAUCUCACUGCUCGUUCUUUUUAUCAUAUCAGUGUUUUAUUUUACUUAAUGUUUUGUGUUGUUAUUGUGAGAUGUAAGCAUUGGCUUACAAGGGACGCAAGCCAUUGUUUGGCACCCACGUGGGUUAACAAGAACUGGCGAAGGCUGCAAUGGAUCGUAAGGUUUUAUAUUGCGACUGAUUUUACAGAUAAAUUGUACGGCUUGGUCUGUGUUUGGGAGAGAUGUUUACAAGAAUUGUUGACGUUGCACUUUCAUGCAUUAUUGUAAUGCAUUAAGGGAAUAUGUUUUGUAACAAAUAAAACUCUUUUUUUCUUGCAUCAAAUAGUGGUGGUGAACGAGACGCGCUCUAAAUCCAGCCACCCUGAGUUCGAUUCAAAGCCAAAGGUUAAAGUAACAAAAAAUCAACGGCGAGCGAGAACUCAACCAGGCCUGGGGCGCUCCAACCUUACACCGACACGCACUGACGAGUAUG
Lethenteron reissneri (Far Eastern brook lamprey) is the source of this 2755-nucleotide messenger RNA. RefSeq lists its product as uncharacterized. Lineage: Eukaryota; Metazoa; Chordata; Hyperoartia; Petromyzontiformes; Petromyzontidae. The record is from RefSeq and is a predicted model, not a curated record.